Messenger RNA from Aspergillus puulaauensis, 2151 nucleotides. RefSeq lists its product as uncharacterized. Lineage: Eukaryota; Fungi; Ascomycota; Eurotiomycetes; Eurotiales; Aspergillaceae. The record is from RefSeq and is a predicted model, not a curated record. The coding region runs from base 1 to 2151 and encodes 716 amino acids. The transcript is spliced from 3 exons.
AUGCGUUUGACACACCUGUGUGUUGGGCUCGUCCAAUGUUUACAUGCUUGGGGGGCUCGGCCCGCAAGUAUCCCCAAAUCGCCAGCCUUCACUGUUCUGGUGGAUAAUACCCUAGAACCUUCCACCGUCCAAUCCAGCCCGUCCUAUCUAUUGCUACAUGAAGCACAAACGCAAGAACGCGCUGCAGAGGCUUGUAACGCACUGGGGGAGGUUCUGGCGAGUGUCGAAGAUGUGCCUCUAUUCCAGCCACUGCUUCUGGUGCACCAGAAAGCUCUGGAUGAGGAGCGAUCUCGUCCCAUGUGGUUGACAGGAAACGGCGGGGCGUGCACAGCAUAUACUCUUCCAGAUAAUCACACCUCGACUGUCGAUUGCACCCGCCGUAUUGGCGCUCUUUGCACCAAUACUGCAGAAUAUCAGACUGGGUUCAGCGCCCCAUCCACAAGUCGCCAUGUACAUGUUGAUACAUCGCAAGGAUCUAUCAAGGGGUUCCGGGACCGCUUGACGGCACAAUUCCGGGGAAUUCCCUAUGCCAAACCCCCGAUAGGCGAGAGACGACUGGAGAACCCGGAAAGACUGCACAGCUUACCCGGACAAAAAGGGGGAUUGGCAUAUGAUGCUACAAAGUUUAGGCCACUAUGUCCGCAAGACAUGGGCCCGAACGCUACGCCGGACCUCCAAAACCCAGAUUAUCCUAUAUCCGAGGACUGCCUAUAUCUCAAUGUCUACACCCCAAUGCUUCCGGAAGCUAAUGCCCCUGAUCUGUUACCUGUGCUGGUUUGGAUCCAUGGUGGCUCGAAUUACUACGGUGGCUCGUCCAUGCCUUUCUAUCUUGGAAUGAACCUCGCAAGCCGCCGACCAUUGGUGGUGGUCUCCCUGAACUACCGCCUCGGCGCGCUGGGAUUCCUCUCCGAUCCAACGAGGCCAUUGGGCUUUGGAAGCAACCAAGCGAUGCGCGACCAGAUCAUGGCUCUGAACUGGGUUCAGGAGCAUAUCAAAUCCUUCGGUGGCGAUCCCGCACGAGUCACAAUUUUCGGAGAGUCCUCUGGAGGCAGCGCCGUCAUGUCUCUCCUCCAGACACCCCUUGCAAAGGGCCUCUUUGCCGGUGCCAUCGUCCAGUCCGGGAGCACAUGGUCGGGUUGGCAGAGGCCACAGGUGCAGGCCAGCCUCACGCAGAUGUUCCUGGAUCUGGCUGGUUGCAAGGACCUGAGUUGCGUGAAAAACGAGCGGACGACCUCGGAGAUACUAGAGUACCAAGGGCGGCUGUUUUCAAAGGCUCAAGACGUGUUUCCUCGCGGGCAAGUCAACUUUGUCGAGCCGGUGCGGCCGUAUAUCGAUCAUGACCUGAUCACGGAAGAUUGGGAUACUGCAUUGGCGAAUGGUCGUUACCACAAGGUGCCAACGCUUGUCACAUAUACCCGUGACGAGUUCGGAUUGAUUCUACAGGCCAAUGAGUCGUUCAAGGAAAGCCCGACAAAUUAUUCAACAGCGGCUGAGUUUCUAGCCACAUUUCUCCUAGGCGAGGAGCGGACCAGACAAGUAUUAGACACCCCGGAGCUGGGGUUCGACCGGUCAUUGAUCCCUGCGCCUGAUGUUACCGACCCGUUUAUCCAACUUACUACGGACCUAGGGUACCGAUGUAGCAGUGAGAUCUACGCAAGCCUUCUAGAGCGGCAUAACCGCGACGUAUGGGAAGUAUCGUGGGACAUCGGUCUGCCGCAGUUCCUCGGGGGCAAGAUCUGUGGCAAUGGCACGGGCCGCGCCUGCCAUGCCGCUGAACUGCCUAUCCUGUUUGGCUCAGCGGGAUAUGCCAAUAUCAGCAGUCAUGAUGCGCUCGCCUCUGUUAGCUACUUCCAGCAGGCUCGCGACACGAUUGAUCUGUACAGCAACUUCGUGUAUGAUGGCGAGUUGAGCAUCAAUACGACUGAGUAUCCUCAGCGUGGUGGCGAUGCGGUCCGCAAUGUCCUCCACUGGAACGACAUGCCUGCGUCAACCGGUGGAGGCGUCCGCUGGGAGAUCUGCCAGAAGAUGGAGGAGAUGAAGUUGUAUGAUCGGUUGCACUACCCAUAUUUCCCCAUCCGUGACCCCCGCGUACGCGUGGGAGAAAGUCAGGGUAAUUUGCAGGAUCCCUUGGGAGCAGGGCCCUUUGGUUGA